Topomyia yanbarensis is the source of this 792-nucleotide messenger RNA. It is a transcript of the gene mRpL50, whose product is annotated as large ribosomal subunit protein mL50. The record is from RefSeq and is a predicted model, not a curated record. NCBI's taxonomy places the organism in Eukaryota, Metazoa, Arthropoda, Insecta, Diptera, Culicidae. The transcript is spliced from 4 exons. Gene Ontology annotation, cellular component: mitochondrial large ribosomal subunit; mitochondrion. The coding region runs from base 55 to 738 and encodes 227 amino acids.
UUUACAGCCGUACUGUCAGUCGUGUUUUUAUUUACAUUCUGUACAUUUUGCAGCAUGGCGGCGAUAUCAAGUUUAUUGGGUUGCAAAUUGUUACGGCAAAUCAGCAGAAUCAAAUGCGUGAGCAUAAUUCGACACUACGCCAGUGCGAAUCGAGUUAAGCCAUUCAAGAAAGUGGGCAUCUCUGACCGCGCCAGAAAUGUAGCAAAAGCUUUGCAAAUGAGAACGGAAGCUUCGAUGGAGGAGAACGCUUUUGAAACCGGACAGACGGUCGAGUCCGUUGGCCAAUCCUUGGCAAGCAGAGGGUAUUUACGACCUAUCAAACCGUACUGUCCACCGGAAGAUGCUAUGGAUAAAGUGCUUGAAGCAGCUAAGUCAAACAACAUUGCCAAUUCGAAACAGCAUUUUGAAAGUAACGAACAGAAAUUUAAAUUCCUCGCAGCUUGCUACGAAAUCUUCAAGCAUUCUGUUCCUAACUCGCAGUUACACGAAAUCACAUCCGUUGCGGACGUUGUGGCUUUCUAUCAGACAGCAGUCGACACAACCCUCCCACUGGACACUCUCAAGACCGUCGAUUUACCGGAAAACCUUUACAUACAGCACGAGUAUAUACGAUUCCAUCCGGAAACGGAUACUAUGUUCGGAGGUAAAUCGGCCUUCCCAAAAAGUUCCACCAUCGUAACCGGUUUGAAGUACAAAGACAAAUAUCGGGGUCAUACGGCGAAAAAGUCCUGGCCUUGAGUAAUGGUUAUUAUGAUUGGUGCUGUUGUAGUCAAUAAAAGUAAAUGAAAAUUA